AUGGGAACUACCCAUCAGAUAAAAGCUGUCUUGGGGCAGCAGCAGAGUCUGCAGUGUAUUGCCCCAUUGCUGACCACGGUGGAGGAGGCUCCACAGAUCAUCUCUACCCGAGUCCAAGGACAGAUUCCUAAGUGGCUGAAUGGCUAUCUGCUUCGAGUUGGACCUGGGAAGUUCGAAUUUGGAAAGGAUAGAUAUAGCCACUGGUUUGAUGGAAUGGCUUUGCUUCACCAGUUCAGAGUGGAGAAGGGCGUGGUGACAUACAUGAGCAAGUUUCUACAGAGUGAUACCUACAAGGCCAACAGUGUUGGGAAUCGAAUUGUGAUUUCAGAAUUUGGUACACUGGCCCUUCCUGAUCCAUGCAAGAACAUUUUUGAACGUUUCAUGUCAAAAUUUGAGAUGCCUGGUAAGGUUUCAGCUAUGACUGACAACACCAAUGUCAACUAUGUACAAUACAAGGGUGAUUACUACCUUAGCACUGAGACCAAUUUCAUGAAUAAAGUGGACGUUGAAACUCUGGAAAAAACAGAAAAGGUAGACUGGAGCAAAUUCAUUGCUGUGAAUGGAGCAACUGCACAUCCCCAUUAUGAUCCAGAUGGAGCAGCUUACAAUAUGGGUAACACCUAUGGACCAAGAGGUUCCUGCUAUAAUGUUAUUCGUGUUCCUCCAGAGAAGGAGGGCCCUGGGGAGACAAUUCAUGGAGCCCAGGUGAUAUGUUCUAUUGUUUCUACAGAGAAAAUGAGGCCUUCUUACUAUCAUAGCUUUGGAAUGACAAAGAACUAUAUAAUCUUCAUUGAACAGGCUCUAAAGAUGAAUUUGUGGAAAAUUGCCACUUCUAAAAUUCGGGGAAAGGCCUUUUCAGAAGGGAUGAGCUGGGAGCCACAGUGUAACACACGAUUUUAUGUUGUGGAUAAACGCACUGGACAGCUUCUACCAGGGAUGUACUACAGCAAACCCUUUGUUACAUUUCAUCAAAUCAAUGCCUUUGAAGACCAGGGCUGUGUUGUAAUUGAUCUGUGCUGCCAAGAUGAUGGAAGAAGCUUAGCUGUUUACCAGUUACAGAAUCUCAGGAAAGCAGGAGAAGGGCUUGAUCAGGUCUAUAAUUCAGUAGCAAAAUCUUUCCCUAGAAGAUUUGUUCUGCCCUUAGAUGUCAGUGUGAAUGCCCCUGAGGGAGAGAAUCUCAGCCCUUUGUCCUAUUCUUCAGCCAGUGCUGUGAAGCAGCGUGAUGGAAAGAUCUGGUGUUCAUAUGAAAGUCUACAUCAUGAAGACCUGGAAAAGGAAGGAGGGAUUGAAUUUCCUCAGAUCAAUUAUGGCCAAUUCAGUGGCAAAAAGUAUAAUUUCUUCUAUGGCUGUGGCUUUCGGCAUUUGGUGGGAGAUUCUCUAAUUAAGGUUGAUGUGGUGAACAAGACACUGAAGGUGUGGAGAGAAGAUGGAUUUUAUCCCUCAGAGCCCAUUUUUGUUCCAGUACCAGGAGCCAUUGAAGAGGAUGAUGGGGUUAUUCUUUCUGUGGUGAUCACUCCCAACCAGAAUGAAAACAAUUUUCUCCUUGUCUUGGAUGCCAAAAAUUUUGAAGAAUUAGGCCGAGCAGAAGUACCUGUACGGAUGCCUUAUGGGUUCCAUGGCACAUUUGUGCCUAUCUGA
Molecule: messenger RNA, 1638 nt
Organism: Jaculus jaculus (lesser Egyptian jerboa)
Lineage: Eukaryota; Metazoa; Chordata; Mammalia; Rodentia; Dipodidae
Gene: Bco2
Product: beta-carotene oxygenase 2
Exons: 11
Coding region: 1-1638 (545 amino acids)
Biological process (GO): carotene catabolic process; retinal metabolic process
Cellular component (GO): mitochondrion
Molecular function (GO): beta-carotene 15,15'-dioxygenase activity; carotenoid dioxygenase activity
Source: RefSeq, a predicted model, not a curated record